UAAAAAAAAAGCCAAAAAUCAGAACAAGAAGAUGGGAGUUGGAGGAACAUUAGAGUAUAUAUCUGAGCUAAUAGGAAGUGGAGGAAGUCAUAGCUAUGGCAAGAGGAAGAAGAAGAAGCAGUUUCAGACAGUAGAGCUCAAAGUUAGAAUGGAUUGUGAUGGUUGUGUCCUCAAGGUCAAAAACUCUCUAUCUUCUCUAAAAGGAGUUAAAUCGGUGGAGAUAAACAAGAAGCAGCAAAAGGUGACGGUGAGUGGUUACGCGGAAGCGAGCAAGGUGCUGAAGAAGGCGAAAUCGACGGGGAAGAAGGCUGAGAUAUGGCCUUACGUACCGUACAACUUGGUGGCUCAGCCGUACAUAGCUCAGGCUUACGACAAGAAGGCGCCACCUGGUUACGUUAGAAAAAUGGACCCAUACGUCACCACCGGGACGAUGGCCGUCUACAACGAUGACCCUUCUUACACUUCUAUGUUUAGUGAUGAUAAUCCCAAUGCUUGCUCUAUUAUGUAAUUAUAAAACCACUAAUAAAAAGGGGUUUAUAUUUAUAUGUAUAAACAUGGAUUAUAUAGAUUUUGGUGUUUUUUUUUGGUUCAGGAUUUUGUCUUCUUUUGCAUGUGCUUUCUGUUUGUGUUACAAGAAUGUUAAUUAAUUUUAGUAAAUGCAUAUAAC
Molecule: messenger RNA, 667 nt
Organism: Brassica rapa (field mustard)
Lineage: Eukaryota; Viridiplantae; Streptophyta; Magnoliopsida; Brassicales; Brassicaceae
Product: heavy metal-associated isoprenylated plant protein 23
Molecular function (GO): metal ion binding
Source: RefSeq, a predicted model, not a curated record